AUGAGUAUAACUACAUAUAAUGGAUCUGCUGUAAUCGGGAUGAAAGGAAGGAAUUGCGUCGCAAUCGCCACUGACAUGCGUUUUGGGGUGGGAUAUCAGACAAUCGCAACCAAUUUUCCAAAAGUUGAACAGUACCAACGUCUCUUAUUCCGGAAAAAUAUGUAUGAACUUCGGGAAAACCGUCACAUCAGACCAAAAACCCUUCUCUACAUGCUCUCCAACUUACUCUACGAACGAAGGUUUGGUCCUUAUUUUGUGGAGCCAAUAGUUGUCGGUAUUGAUCCCGUCACUAAUGAACCGUUCGUUGGUGGUAUGGACUUGAUCGGCUGCAUAAUGGAAACUGAUGAAUUUGUCGUUGCCGGUUCUUGUACGGAACAGUUGUACGGCAUGUGCGAGACGCUAUGGGAGAAGGAUAUGGGAAGUCGAUCUUUGUUUCCUUGCCAUAUUUUUGGUGACCAUAUGAACACCUGUUGUAUCUUGAACGCUACGAAUCGCGACUGUAUCUCCGGGUGGGGAGCGCGUGUUUACCUAAUGUAG
Messenger RNA from Hydatigera taeniaeformis, 537 nucleotides. Lineage: Eukaryota; Metazoa; Platyhelminthes; Cestoda; Cyclophyllidea; Taeniidae. The record is from the annotation of a GenBank genome assembly.